AUUUGUACCCCUAAUAUGCUAAUAAAUCUGAAAGCAAAUCCACACAAAAUGGGAAAAUAAUUACGAGAAAAAGGAAUCCUUCUGGAUUUGCGCGAAUGUUAAUGGAAAUAAAACUUGCCCAUGCACACAGGCCGUGUAUAAAUGGCUAUGUGCCUGCCCUCCAUAUUUUAUAAAGGUCAAACAAUUUCAACUCCUUCAACCUCGCGAGUCGAACAGUGACAUCAUGGACCGUCUUCCGUCAGCAUUCCUACAGCUCUUAACGCUGGCUGUUGUGAUCCUCAGCUGCAACGUCCACGCAGCCGACAACAUCGGCAUUAACUACGGCCUCCUCGGCGACAACCUCCCUCCCCCCGCCGAGGUCAUCGACAUGUACAAGGCCCACAACAUCGCGAAGCUCCGGAUCUUCGACCCCAACCCCGACGUCCUCAACGCCCUCCGGAACAGCGGGCUCGAGGUCUACCUCGGUAUGAAGAACCAGGAUCUGCCCGGCCUCGCGGCGAGCCAAGAGGCGACCGACGACUGGUUCAACACCUACGUCCAACCCUACCUGCCCGACGUCAACAUAGCGUGCAUAACGGUGGGGAACGAGGUGAUCCCCGGAGAAUUGGGACCCCACGUCUUGCCCGUGAUCAAGUUCUUGCAGGUUCACGUAAGGGCCAAGAAUCUCCCAAUCAUGAUCAGCACCACGGUGGCGACCUCGAAUCUCGCCACAUCGUAUCCGCCUUCCGCCGCUACGUUGACGCCUCAAUCCCAGGAGCAGCUCGUCCCCGUGAUGAAGGAGCUGGCCGAGGCCCAAACCCCGCUUAUGGUGCAACUGUACCCUUACUUCGCCUACGCGAGCGACCCGGUAAACAUCCGCGUGGACUACUCGGUGAUGAACGCGACCGAGGUUGUGGUGAAGGACGGGGAGUUGGAGUACAAGAACCUGUUCGACGCCAUGUACGACUGUUUCGUCUUCGUGGCCGAGAAAGAGGGAGCGGGGAAUCUGAAGAUGAGCGUGACAGAAACCGGGUGGCCCUCGGGAGGCAACGGGGACCUGACAACACCCGAGCUCGCACAGACAUAUAACCGCAACUUGAUGAAUCACAUCGCGAGCGGUGUCGGGACUCCCAAGAGGCCGAACAUUGCCAUCGACGGGUUCAUAUUUGCGAUGUUCAAUGAGAACCAGAAACCUGAAGGAGUCGAGCAGAACUUCGGACUGUUUUAUCCCGACAAGAGUCCUGUGUACGAGCUGUUUUGAUCCACAUGUCCAAAGGACAUUAUUCACUAAUUGUAUUUCACAUGUUUAAUGUCUUUAGACAUUUUCCAUAUGCUGUUGCAAAAUAAAAAAUGUACCGGUUCAAAAUAAAGGGAAAACAUUUUUUUUAUAUAUAUAUAUAUCAUUUUCUGAAGGGCUGAUUUGGUUCAGCGGUAAAACCAUUUAUCGUGGGAUCUGAAGUCACGGGUUCGAAUCCACCUCUCUAUACUAAAAUGUAGAGGUAAGGUGGCCUAGUAUAUUCCCUUCCCCAGCACCCUCACUAGAUGGGGAUACGAACUGGGUUGGUCCUUUAUAUAUAUAUUAUUU
Molecule: messenger RNA, 1564 nt
Organism: Tarenaya hassleriana
Lineage: Eukaryota; Viridiplantae; Streptophyta; Magnoliopsida; Brassicales; Cleomaceae
Product: probable glucan endo-1,3-beta-glucosidase BG4
Exons: 2
Coding region: 224-1240 (338 amino acids)
Biological process (GO): carbohydrate metabolic process
Cellular component (GO): plasma membrane
Molecular function (GO): hydrolase activity, hydrolyzing O-glycosyl compounds
Source: RefSeq, a predicted model, not a curated record